Messenger RNA from Manis pentadactyla (Chinese pangolin), 510 nucleotides. It is a transcript of the gene NDUFAF8, whose product is annotated as NADH:ubiquinone oxidoreductase complex assembly factor 8. The coding region runs from base 73 to 297 and encodes 74 amino acids. NCBI's taxonomy places the organism in Eukaryota, Metazoa, Chordata, Mammalia, Pholidota, Manidae. The record is from RefSeq and is a predicted model, not a curated record. The transcript has 3 exons. Gene Ontology annotation, cellular component: mitochondrion. Gene Ontology annotation, biological process: mitochondrial respiratory chain complex I assembly.
CAAUCAUGCUGUUGGAGGCCAGAAGAGGCCGGACCUAAGGUGGCGGCUCUCGGGGUGCCCGGAAGAGCCCCCAUGUCGGUGAACGGAGCGGUAUGGGGGCGCGUGCGAAGCCGCCUCCGCGUCUUCCCUGAGGGCCUGGCUGCCUGUGCGGCCGAGGCCGCGGCCUACGGCCGGUGCGUGCAGGCGUCCACGGCCCCUGGCGGCCGCCUGAGGAAGGACUGCUGCGCGCGGGAGUUCGAGGCCCUGCGGAGCUGCUUCGCCGCCGCGGCCAAGAGGACUCUGAAGGGAGGCUUUUAGGACCAAGUGCUGCCUGCCACCUGUUUCCUGCUGAGGGCGUGAAGCCGGGCACCUGGCACUGACGUCCCCUGGGCACACAGCUACAGUAUCCCAAGUUCUUGGAGCUACAAGGACCGGAGCCCUGUCAGGGCGAGCCGUGGCGGUGAGGGGGUUGGUUUCCAACAUUAUGGACACAAAUAAAGCACAAUGCGGUAAAUAAAGACCAUGCACACA